This is a messenger RNA of Myripristis murdjan (pinecone soldierfish), 1089 nucleotides long. RefSeq names its product von Willebrand factor C domain-containing protein 2-like. NCBI's taxonomy places the organism in Eukaryota, Metazoa, Chordata, Actinopteri, Holocentriformes, Holocentridae. Gene Ontology annotation, biological process: negative regulation of BMP signaling pathway. Gene Ontology annotation, cellular component: AMPA glutamate receptor complex. The transcript is spliced from 3 exons. The coding region runs from base 162 to 839 and encodes 225 amino acids. Gene Ontology annotation, molecular function: protein binding. The record is from RefSeq and is a predicted model, not a curated record.
GGGACUGGUGAGGACUUUGCGUUCAGUAACAAUGUAACAAAGUAAACACUUUUGGAUUUAAUUUGGUCUUUAACUACUCCUAACAGGACUAGAGUGGAUGUUUCACUGUGCGAAAGUGUUGUUUAACUUUUUUUGGUUGUGUUUUGGACAUCAGCUGAAUUAUGGCAAAGCUUUCAAAUGAGCGCCUCUCCUCUGUGCGCACAAUGCGCACGGCCAUCUCGGCAGUCCUCCUCUGCGCGCAGGCCGUGUUUGGCUUUUCGGUAGCCGGGCAGCAGGAGAGCACCUGCGAAGCCAACGGCAGCGUCUACUACGUGGGGGAAUGGUAUUUUCUGGACUCUGAUCACUGUACCCAGUGUGAGUGCACCGCCGAGGGCUCGGCUUGUGCCCGGACGGAGUGCACCUCUCUCCCGGCGGCGUGCAUCCAUGUCAGCCACUACCCCACCGACUGCUGCCCCAGGUGUGAGAAGAUCGGCUGUGAGUACCGGGGAGAGGUGUACGACCUGGGCCAAAACUUCCAGCCGUCGGAGUGUGAACAGUGCACUUGUGACAGUGAUGGCAUCGCCCGCUGUCUGGUUGCAGAUUGCGCCCCUCCACCUUGUGUCAACCCCGUCUACCAGCCUGGCAAAUGCUGCCCAGAAUGCAAGGAGGGUCCUAACUGCUAUGUGGAUGCGUCCCGUAGCCAGGUCAUUCCCGCCGGUGAGCCCGUGUGGGUCGACUCCUGCACCAAGUGCCGUUGUCAUGACGGGCAGGAUGCCGGCUACUGGGAGGGAAACCGUCUGGCAACCUGCGCCCGCCUCAAAAACUGCACGCCUGAGCAGCCUUCCAUCCAGCAAAACUGAUUAACACAAUCCCCAAAGAACCAACUGGUGCCCCAAAACACACAAUCCAGUAUGGCUGAUUAACUGUACCCAUCCUCCAUCGCCCAAGAACCCGCCGUAUCCUCCAACAGCACGGUCCAACAAAACUGACCAGCUGUACCGCUCAAACUGCCAGCGAUCCAACCAAACAUGAAGGAUUAACUGUCACUUCAAAAAAUCACCAAUCCAACAGAAGUGAGCAGGAACCAAAGAACUAAUUUUAGCCCCCAGU